UGCACAGGAUGGCAUCCUUGAUCUGAAUAAAGUUGCAGAAACACUGGAGGUCCAAAAGAGAAGGAUAUAUGACAUCACAAAUGUCCUUGAAGGGAUUGGACUGAUAGAAAAGAAAAUUAAGAACAGAAUUCGUUGGAAGGGAGUAGAUGGCUUAACGCCAGGAGUGCUUGAUGAUGAUGCUUCAAAUUUACAGGCGGAAGUUCAAAAUCUUACCUUGCAGGAGCACAGCCUAGAUGAUCAUAUAAGAACAGGAUCUCUGAAAUCAACCCUCUAGAAUGGCAGGUAGAAUCCCCGAGCCACUGCGCAUGUUAGGGUCGGCCGCAGCAUUUGUGGUAGGGGGCAUAUUUACGCUGUCGCUUGUCUCUUCUGUGGCCAUCCAUUCAUUGCAAUCAAUUGUAGAAGCCAAGAGGAGAAAAGUGGCGCUGCCCUGCAUGGUUUGUAAGGGAAAAGGCUUCUAUGCUUGCAAAUUAUGUAAAGGGAAUUCAACUAUAGAAUGGUCUCCCUUGUAUGAUCCCAUUGUCAUCAACCCAUGUCUCUGCCCAACUUGCGAUGGGAACAGGGUGCAGCGGUGUCUGAACUGUCUUGGGAAGGGUUAUGCAUGAAUUGAAGAGAAUUAUGCUCUUUGGGGCAUGUUGUGUUGUAAAUAAUAAUGAGUUGGAUAUCAAGAUUUUGUGUGAAAUUCCAUGUUGCUUGUUGUAAGCAAGUGAAUUUUGAAUUUAUCCUAGAAUUCACAAGCUAAUUAGAAUAUAAAAGCAGGUUAUUGAGCGAUUGCUUCCUAAGA
Molecule: messenger RNA, 781 nt
Organism: Elaeis guineensis (African oil palm)
Lineage: Eukaryota; Viridiplantae; Streptophyta; Magnoliopsida; Arecales; Arecaceae
Source: RefSeq, a predicted model, not a curated record